Paramuricea clavata is the source of this 6923-nucleotide messenger RNA. The record is from the annotation of a GenBank genome assembly. Lineage: Eukaryota; Metazoa; Cnidaria; Anthozoa; Malacalcyonacea; Plexauridae.
AUGGCACGUGGACAGGAAACGAACCAGUUUGUGAACGUAAGGACACAGAGUAUAUACUACCUAGAAGUCCGACUUCUUGUCGGCGGUUUUGAUGUCGGCUAGUGUAACCGGCCGUCAUGUUCCUAGCCAGUGCGCUUGAUGGGAGAGGCCGUCAUCCUCCUUGGAAACAGUCAAAUUUAUAGGCUUGUUUUAGACGUUUAGCGCAGCGCAGGAGGGUAAAUGCCUCCCAUUGCGCACUAUCUUGCAGCCGGUAACGGGGAUUAUACCUAAUCGGACCUCCAUAUUAUCUAUACUCUGUGGCACGACUGGCAUAGAGUAUUCUGUAGCAAACAGAUAGAUUAUUCGUGACGACCGAUUAUCUAGUAUACAGGCCGUCUAGUCACUACAAACGGCUUGCUUGCGGAGUUUACUUAUACCCACGAUAUGUUUAUGUAUAUAAUGAUUUAUUAAAACCUCCAGUCUAAAGCCACUGGGAAAAAAUACGCCCGUAGAUGGCUGCUGAAUAGACGAAAAAGCGUAGUGGCGUUUCCACAGUACGCUUGAGUCAUUCAACGAGAUGAUGCCAAAAGGACAUUGUCUUCCCCAUUGAUAGGUUUGCAUAAACAUACACAAUAAAAUAUUCGCAGACUUUCCAGACCUUACCUUGUUUGACUAUAUGUAUCGACUAUGACUACGGAUAACGUUUUUCUGACCAGUUCAAUCCUUAAUUGAAGGUGAUCCAUAUACCGUAGGGCCAGUAUAGACACCAAUAGUACACAUAAAUUUUUGGAGAUGUAUAAUGGAGUGCUGGCAGUAGAAGGUAUAUGGAUAAAUGUCGAAAUUCUGGGCAUUUUCCAUUGCUUCUCGUAGAUGGAAUUUUCGAACGCAAAUUUCUAUACACCUUUAGAGAGAUGCAGCGGAAUAGCAGGACCACGGGUUCGAUUCCUGCCAGACGGCUUCUACUGUAGUUCCAUUUCUCCCAACUGUUCCUGCUUAGGUGUAAAAGUGGAUAAAAUAUAUUUACGUUCGAAAAUAUCACAUACGAAAACCCAUUAUACCCUAUUUGUCCUACGAAGACUGAGACUUAAACAACCUCGUACCCAGGGUUUUUUGCUCCCGCGGUUGGAUGGUCAGCGAAAAAAUCCCUGGCAUUGGCUGGUCUGUUUUGCAACUUGAUUGGUCAAUGAUUUUGAAUGUAAGUAAUCAUAAUUCAAUAUAUUACCACAUAUUAAUAUGAUUGAAUUUUGAGUACUUACAUUCAAUAAUAAUUAUUUUGGUGGAACUAUUUGGUCCAAAUUAAGUCUUAAAGUUUGUACAUUUUGUAUAAAGAAGUAUUUACUUCGGUUCAACAUACAUUUCUCACAUGCGUCGUUUAUACAUCUUUGAUUUCAAGAAACAUACAGCGUAAUAAUGAAAUAAAGAUUAUGAUACGAAUAUGUUUGCUCAUAACACGAUUUAUAUAAAGCAAAGGCUGAAGCGGUUUGGUUGUUCAUUAAGAAUUUAAUCACAGGGUAACCAGACCCUGAAUAAUUAUGUUUAAAAGUCAUCAAUAUGACGGGCUAUGUUGCUGGAUGCAGUGGUGUAAGCCGAUUAAAAUCAACUUAUUUUGUUUCUUUCUCACCGAUAACGCUGCAUUAAGAGUGUUUACUUAUAAUAAUUAAAAUGUAUGUAAUUAUUCUAUAUACGUACUUAUACGCAUAAUUUAUCAUAAUUGAACACCCCAAGUCCUGGAGGUUUUGAGGUCAUGUGACCGGCCGAUACCAGGGCCAUUUUCGUUGACCGGAAGCAAAAUGCCCUGGGUACGAGGUUGAGACUUAAAGCAGUUUAUUCUUACAGUCAACAGCUGUCAAGAUCCAGGAACGCCAUGGAGAGGAAACAGGAAAGGAAUUCUAUAAGUUGGAAAAACGCUCCACUUCUCAUGUGAUCAGUGCUACCAACUUAAGGGUAGCCCAACUAGAACAUGUCAAUCUGAUCAUAGCUGGUCGGGUCGUCAACCCACGUGCACUGGUAAGUUUCGUGGAAAUCACUUUUUCGUUUUUACUCCUGAGUUUUCAGUUUGCAGCAACUUUCUACUUUAGCGCCGAAUGAUUUCCAUAAAUUAACAGUGGAAUAGCCGUGGUGGUUGUGUGAGUCUCUCGUCAUAACCUCCAGUACUGUUCUUGUGAAAAAAUGAAAUCCGGGUAAAAAGUAUGUGAGUCCGAGGGGCUAUGUCUGGAGUAACGUUGAGAUAUGUUAUGGGUUUCGGGAUGAUAAUCUUUCUUCAAAACUCGUCUUAGAAUUCGAGAAAUGCUGUUCUAUAGAUACCCUGGUUCCAGAGGUUUAUUUUUAUUAUUUUCAUUACGAAGGGGAGAGGAAAAUAAACCUCUGGUUGAAAGCGGCAAUUGAUUCAUCGAGCCGCGGCAAUCAGUUUGAAUUAGGGUCAGAUCCUGACUCAGUCUCCUGAUUGGAUGAUUGUAUUAAAGCUCUCUGAUUUAUUCAAAUAAAACAUCUAUAACCAAUCAGAGAGCUUUAAUACAAUCAUCCAAUCAGGAGACAGAGUCAGGAUCUGACCCUAAUUCAAACUGAUUGGCGCGGCUCGACGAAUCAAUUGCAGCUUUCAAUCAGAGGUUUAUUUUAAACCUCUGGAACCAGGGUAUUCUAUAGGCAACACAGCUGAAAUUCAAAGUUUUGUAUUUGUCCAAAUAAAAAUUAAUUAAGUUCUAGAAAAUAGUCUCUGAAAUCCUGAAUUGGACAGCCCCAUAUGCUAUCAUAUUUUACUGAGAUACAGUAUCACUGCAAAUAUUCCCUGGGUAUAAUAAUUUACCAACAGUCACUCAAACUUUGCGUACAAUAUCUCAAAUUUAAUUAUGAGAAAAUUUACUCAAACGUUUUUACUAAAAUUUCAAAUUUACUCCAUCUUUUGAGUUUAAGAUUUACUUUACUAAAAUGAAUAAUAAGAUAAUUUGCUCAUAAAUUUGAAUAAUUUUACUUAAUAUUAUGAGUCACUGUUGGUGUAUUAUUUUACGCAAGAAUUUUUUAGUAAAAUUGUUUUUGCAGUACUCACUAUUUUACAAUAUUUAGCUGUUCGAUGCAGCGAGUUGCAUCACCCUACAAAUGGAAGAAUAGUUGCACAUUCAAGGUACUGCGGAAGAAAACAAACAGAAUUUUUAUGUUAUUCUGGUUAUCAGUUAAGAGGUUCAAGAAGAAUAACUUGUCAGAGUGACGGACGCUGGUCUACAGCGAGUCCGACCUGUGUCGGUAAGUUUUAAUCCUUUAACAUUAACCACUUACCCAGGGUCUUUCUUGUUGUGGAGAAAAGUCCCUGGUAGACACUGGUCACGUGACUGCUAAAAUCUAGCAGAUUUCUAAUUAACUAUCUUGGAUUCCUUUACAGUAAUCAUUCAAUGUUUAAUUAUUAUAAAUUAAACUAUAAAAAUUAUCAAAAUAUUAACUAUUCAUUACCUCAUCUUGGAUUGCUAAUUAAAAAUCUGCUAGAUUUUAGCCGAUCAAGUGACCAGCGUCUUCCAGGGUAUUUUCUCCCCUCGCCAAGAGGAAAUACCCUGGGUACGAGGUUGGUUAAACAUUUCUUUCAGUUCUAGUUCUGUUUACUUCGAACCCUCUUGAGAGGCGGUGCACGCGUUACCUUCCCCCGCCUUUCUGUCGAGCUGGAAUAAUAAUGCGGUGGCUAAGGCCCCGUCCACACGUAUUCGGAUUCAUUUGUAUCAGUUCGUUGUCCGAAUUUGCUUGUAUCCUGCAAAUAUUUUGCUGCUAAUACGCCUUCCGUCUACAGGUACAAAUUCUGAGUUUAUUGAGUUUCUCGCUCAUUGGUGAUCGGAUUUCCCUGCAAGCUAUUCAGCCCAUAUCAUCUCUUUACUGAUGUCAUUGUAGUGGGUGGCAAAGGCGUAAUGCGUGACGCGUGAUUAGUGCUUAAAUUAUCUCUUAAAUGAUCGUGAAAGGACGAAUUGCGUGACUCGUGAUUUGGACAACAAAAUUUUGUGAAAAUGUUGUUUUAUAACAAUUAUUUUUUCCUUGAAAAUUUACUUUUCGAAGUCGCUCAGAACAAAGUUGCGCAAACUCAUAUCAACUCGUAUUGCCUAAUUCCGAGAGCUCCCUUCUCCAAUAGUAGUCCGAGCAAGCGCUUUUUCAAAUGUACAAACUGGAGGACUUCAAAGCAUCAAUGACAGGUUAUGAAAGUCAUGAAAAACAUUGCCAUAUAGUCAUACGCAGAGACUUUACUUCACGAUUUUUACGAUUUUAUCUCUUUUUAUCGCCAUCAGUUUAGUGUUGUGGAUUGUUAUUAAUUAAUAUGAAACCGAAAUUUACUUCACAUUCAUCUUCGAAAAAGUUGAUGGCAUAGCACUUGUUUCAUUCUUUGCAUAUGAACCUUCUGCGAACUCCAGACAGCCUAGGCAAUGUGGAAAAAGAAGCGCACAAGCUAUAACAAGGCAAAGUUUAGUAUACCGAUUUAUGAUAUUCACACGGAAUUCAAGAUUUUGUGAAGCAAAUAAUAUAACUGAAUUCAAUGACCUGAAACAUAUCGCGCCAGGUAAAGGUCUUGGACAAAAUACAGAGUCACUUCAUGCUGUCAGUCAUUUUAAGCACCCCACAUGUGCACCUCUUGAUGUUCACUAACUGUUCCUUUAACAUUUUGUUUGCCGGAAAUAAGUAGUACUAAGUCAAUUGUAUGUGUGUUAUUGUUAGUGUGAUUAAAAAAGCAACAUAUUUUGUUGUUUGAAGUGUGAUUUAAUGUUUUUGUGUAUUUAGAAGUUAUUUCUAAAUACAGCUUGCUGUCUUUAGAAAUAAUUCUAAACAUAGCAAUUAAAUAUAUUUGCAUAAUCUUUUGUUUGUACCCCUCAAUUUCCCUAUUGUUCAAGCCCUUCCCACUUGAAGUAAUUAAAGUCCUGGUCUAGACGGGGUAUCUAGAUAGAUACACGUGAUGUAAAUUACACCAUGUCAUUGGCCGAAAUACUAUGAAUAUCUAAUGAUGUGUGAGAAUAUGUCUUCAACGUUUUUAUUCGAUCGAAUCCUGAAGUAAUUACAAAUUACUGGUUAUUAUCUUUUAAUAAUGCUUUGUGUUUUUGAGAUCCCAAUCCCAACGUAGCACUUGGAAAACCUGCUUCUAUGUCAUCACAUUGGACGACGCAUAGUGGACCUGCAAGUGUUGUGGUUGAUGGCAACAGAAGUGGAAUAUUUCUUCAAACCAAUUUUGAAUAUGGAUCAUGGGUAAAAAUCGAUUUGCUAAAAGAGGUAUUGCUUGCUUUUCUCACUUAAUUGCAUGCUAAACUGUUCUUUCUAAACUGCUUUACUACAGGAAAUCACCGGAACACUCGUGGUUUUUCGCAGACUUAAUCUUGAAGCAUUCUUCUUAGAUGCAUGCGACGACUGAGAUAAAAUUCUAGCAAGACAGCCACAUAGGGCAGGAAGCUAGCCAUUUGAACACGCAAUAAGCAUUAUCCCAUAUUCAUUGCUAAUCUUUCAUUCGUCUUAUAUAUUCUGCAUAUUUUCUCAAUAGUUCAUUUGAUGAAACGUAUUCUGAAAGAAAGGUUGAUUAUUUGGUUAAUUGACUAUAUCCAUGAAGGGACCGGUCAUAAAGUAACUGCUAGGGUUUGAUGGAGUGAUUUGGGAUGGGCCAUGGAAAAUCUUUGGGAAGUUUCGAUGUGCCUCCAAUUUUUUGUAUGUCCACGGUUGAGCCACCAAACAAAAACCCAUGUUAAUUAUAUAUUACAUAAACUAAGAUAUUAAUAAUAAAAGUAAACAAAACUAUCCAAAUUAUCAAAUUCAAAAUAUGCUAUUGAAGCUAGUACUUUGAAGUGGUCGAAUCUCAGCGAAUACAAUUAACCAACUGGAGAGCAGCUCAGUAUCGUAAUUGGUGUUGAAUAUGUUGGUCAAGCUUGGUGGAAUUAUAUAUGUCAAUACAGUGCCAGUGUAAAUUUACAAUGUUCAUACCUGCAAGUUUUUAUUUUAUUAUAAAUGUGUAUUUUCCCAAUUUAGAUUGAGAGGGUGGGUCAUUAAAUAAAUUUGGUAAGAUUAGAUGGGCUUUGAAAUUUUUGUCUACAUCCUAAGAUGGGUCACCAAACUUAUUCACAAAUUUGUGAUUUACCUCCAGCCCACCCUAGCAGUUUCUUUAUGACCAGUCCCUAAGGUUGACUGAUUUAUUCAAUGUCAUUAAUGUUAAUGUUAAUGUGUUUUCGCCGUAUAUUUUUUUGUCAAUUAUUGAGUCAAAGAUGUAUAUGCAUGGUCCCAGUCUUAUUUCUGCAAUUUUGGCGGUAAGAUAAACUGGGGUUGUUUGCACCACUAAGAAUUGUUAUGGGCAAAGUUGGCAAAGAUCCACGAAAAUUGCUAAAUUCUAAGAAUACAACACAAAACAACAUAUAUAUCGCAAUACAAAACUACAUCGCACAGUACAAUAUUGAAUGUUAUGCAGUGCAGUGCAAUGCAAUACAAUGAAACGCAACACAACACAACACAACACAACACAGCGCAAUGCAAUGCAAUACAGCGCAAUGCAAUGCAAUACAACGCAAUGGGCAAUGUCAUUAGUCUCACUGAUUUUCGUAUUAAUUAGUGUGGUAUUUUUUAAUCGUCAAACAUGCACAGACAGAUACACAUGCAAAUAACCACACAACGACUAGGCCAUUGCAAGGGGGAGGGGGGGGGGGGGGGGGGGAAUGCAAUAAUCAUUCGGUAUUUAAUAUUUGCAUCAUUGCACUAAUUGUAUUUAGGAUACGGUUUCAACUGUGAUCGUGGUGAACAGAAGAGAAUGCUGUUUUUGGAGGAUAAAUGGUUUCAAGGUAUCCGUUGGGAACAAUGGUAACAAGGCGGGGUCAAAUACAAAAUGUGGUAGACGAUCAAUAGCUAAAGAGGGGCCAAAUAUUAUCCAAUGUCCCAAGAUGCUACGAGGAAGAUAUGUAUUCGUGUAUAUGCCAAAGAAAAGGUGGACUACAAUGGCCCUGCUUGAAGUCGAG